CCUCCAUCUUACGGCAGCAUCGUGAAAGCCUCCAUCUUUCUUCCCUCUCUUCUCGCCCUUCGGCCAUGGCUUCCCUUCCGGCAAAGAAGCCGCAGAAAAGCCAACAGAAGACGAAGAAGGAGGAGAAGAAGAGAAAGGAGACGGGAGAUUCCCUAUCCCUAGAGGACCUCAAAACCCUCGGCCACCAGCUGCUCUCCUCCAGAGCCCACAUCAACAACCUACCCAUCCUCCUCUCCUUCCUCGUCCCUUCCUCCUCCCUCGACCUCGCCCUGGAGUCCCUCAUCUCCCUCCAAUCCUUCUUCGUCCCUCUCCUCCCCGAAAUCCCUUCCGCUUCUGCUAUCUCCCGUUCGAAGGCGGUAGCUUCUGGCACUGUUGGGGAGGACAAGGAUACGGAGUCGGUGUUCCGGGCGUGGCUACGAGCAAGGUUUGAUGAGUUCGUGAACUCGCUGAUCGAGAUUGCCGUCUCGAAUCAAUCUGCGGAUGUUCUUAGAGAUGUUGCUUUGGAUGCAAUAAUGGAUUUUGUGAAGCUAGGAAAGGAGGGGAAGUUUCAGUCUGCUAUUUACCAUAGGUUUCUUAAUAGCAUUGUUUAUGCUACAUCUCCUGUUGAUCCGUUGCUAGAAUUGCUUGCACCUAAGUAUUUCAAGUACAUAGAUGUACGUUACUUCACCUAUACAAGCUUGGAUAAGAUUGCCAAGAAUUUUGAGUCAAAAAUUUCAUUUGAACUUUUAAAAGAAUCUGGAAAAAUGAGUUUGAAUGAUGAUGAAGAGCUAUCAAGAGCAAGAAUGGACACUGCUAUUCACAUUAUGUACAAUAUUUUAUCGGGUGUUCCUCCUUUAGAAGUUGAUAAAGAACCAGGUUAUGAGAUGUGGAGUCAGUCAGGUCUUUCAUCCAAAGAAACAGGAAGGAUAUCUUCCUCUGAUAUGGCUGUGGAUGCAAAAUGCCGUAACUCAGAGAACACAAAUAAUGAGGUCUCAUCUAGAAGUCAUAUCACCAAAAAACUCAAGCUAAAAUUCACCAAAGCAUGGAUAUCCUUUCUUAAACUAGAACUUCCUCUCGAUGUGUACAAGGAGGUUCUUGUUUCACUUCAUCAGAUCGUAAUACCUUAUAUGACAAAUCCUGCUAUGCUAUGUGAUUUUUUAACUAGGUCAUACGACAUCGGGGGAGUUAUUAGUGUAAUGGCGCUAAGCGGUCUCUUUAUUCUUAUGACACAACAUGGUUUGGAGUAUCCCAAAUUUUAUGAAAAGCUUUAUGCAUUAUUGACACCAGCUGUUUUUAUGGCAAAGCAUCGGGCAGUGUUCUUCCAACUCCUUGACACUUGUUUGAAGUCCACAUAUCUUCCAGCAUAUAUUGCUGCUGCAUUUGCAAAGAAAUUGAGUAGACUGUCUCUUUCAGUGCCACCAUCAGGAGCACUAAUUAUUAUUGCUGUAAUUCACAAUCUACUGAGAAGGCAUCCUUCCAUUAACUUUCUAGUUCAUCGGUUGGUUGAUGAUGUAACGGACAGAGAUACUUCUAUGGGAGGUACUCAGUCAGGUGAUGAUGCAAGGGAGUCUGAUGCUGGUGCUGUUAUGCACAAAAAGAAACUUGGUGUCGAUCCAUUUGACGGUGAAGAGAGUGACCCUGCCAAGUCUAACGCCAUGCGAAGUUCUUUGUGGGAAAUUGAAACUCUCCGCCAUCAUUACUCCCCAGCAGUCUCCAGGUUUGUGGCUUCGCUUGAGAAUGAUUUGACAGUGAGGGCGAAAACGUCUGAAGUCACAGUGGCAGAUUUCAGUUCUGGUUCCUAUGCUACAGUAUUUAGAGAUGAGGUCCGGCGACGGAUAAAACAGGUUCCACUUGCAUUCUAUAAAGCUACUCCAACCUCCCUGUUUUGGGAUUCAGAUUUUGCGGGAUGGACAUUUGGAGAUCAGCAUAAUGAGAAAAUAGAAGGUGAAACUCAAGAUGAUGGGGUGUCAAACAUAGUGGAGAAGGAUGAUUGUGAGCGUGUGAAGAGGCCGAGGAUAGAAAUAGAAGUCUAGUCAUUUUUAAGCGAUUUCAAUUUGGGAGAGAUCAAACAUAAAUGCAGUUUUUUUUUUGGCUUUUAAUCUUGUAAUUGAGGUUACAAAGCUGAGUUACCAUUAAAUUUUGUAGCUCAAUAUUGCCAAUUAUAAUUUUAUUCAGUCAUGUUUUCGGAGCCUA
Molecule: messenger RNA, 2172 nt
Organism: Elaeis guineensis (African oil palm)
Lineage: Eukaryota; Viridiplantae; Streptophyta; Magnoliopsida; Arecales; Arecaceae
Source: RefSeq, a predicted model, not a curated record